UUGUGAGGUUGUGCCAGUUUACAUAAAACAAAUUUUGGACAGGAAUUGUAAAUAACUCUAUAGUCUAUGGAUAAUAAUACCCAGUUUCAUUGGAAUAUUCUGUUGUUUUUGUGUCUGUUCCCUGUUGAGAGGAAUUCACUUUGGAAUAUUUUAUGGAUAAGAAAAAUCCACAACUGUCCCAAUCGUGGUCUCCCUUUCAUUGGAACAUGGGCUGUUUGCCAAGACGAAGACCCACAGUAGGCAAUUUUACAAGAAGAAAUAGUACACCCCAUAUUCAUCUGGGUGCAGCUGGACAUACCCAGAGGGUUCCUACAACAUCAGGUGUCCCCUUUCAGAGAAUUAAUUCAUUCCCCAUGACUGUUGAUCAUAAACGCCCAAGGGCCAAGUUUAGUGGUAAUAUGGACUCGUUCAAUCCAGACUUUCAUUUUUCACCAGGAGGUGACCAUGUUUUACCUAACAGUGAUUUAACAAUGUAUGCUGCUAGCCCAAACUCCCUUCAUAUGUACGACCAGGAAAAAUAUGAUAUGCAGAAUUAUGUCAACUGUUUGAGUUCAAACACAAGAACACUUCAAAAACGUGACAGUGGUUCAACUUUUGAUGAAUUUGAUUUAAACCCACAGUUCGAGAAUAACUAUGACAUGUUACCUAAUCUGGUGAUGGACAACAGUGAUCUCCAGCCAGUCUCAGAUUUUUCAAGUUAUAAUGUUCAGACAAGUACAUGUAUGAAUUCAGAUGUGACUUUGACAGAAUUGAACUCAAACUGGAACAGUGAAUCUGAAUCUUUAUUGGACGAUCUUGAAACAAUCAUACCAUCGUGUAAGACUGUGUCGUAUUCAGAUGGUAUACAAACAAACACUAUGAAUCAAAAUUCAUUUAAUAUAACAGGUCAACGACAAAAUAAUACAAACUUUCCUUCAAAUUCACAGAAUGUGUCUCGUUCAAACUUUCAAGCGUUUAUCAAAUCAGAGCCAAUGACAAGUUCAUCAUUAUGGUCAAACCCAUGUAAGCAGUCGGGCUCUCUUUCAACGCUGAACUCUAAUUUUCGAAAAGAAACGCCUGUGCAGUUACCUCAGAGUACGAGUCGUAGCCCUCCAAGUGUGUAUUACAACAGUCAGUCAGAGAGAGAAACGGUUCCUAAAGAGGAUAAUAAAAUAUUACUACAGAAAUUAUUAAUGACAAAUAGUCCUUCAGAAAGGCCACCAGUUAGUAUUGCUAGUGUGAUUGGUCUUAAAAGGCCAGCUUUACCUGUGAAAGAAGAAAAUGAAGAAUCGGUGGAAGAAAAAUGGAAGGAAAUUGAGAAAUAUAUACAUGAUGAGGAUAAUGAUACUAAACCAACUCAGGCUAAAAGAACUAGAUUUGAUUCUGGUAGUUCUGUGGCGGCAUCCUUUGAUGAAGAAUCUAUUGAUGAUGAUGAAAGUAGUGAUGAAGACUGGUCAGACACAGAAAUGGACUUUCCUAGUGGUGCUUCAGUUUUGGAUGAUGGUAAGAAAGGAGAAAAAUAUUUUUGGCAGUACAAUGUCCAGUCAAAAGGUCCAAAGGGAACAAAACUGAAGUUGCAUUUAGAUAACAAAAAUCCAUAUAAACUUCCUGGUUUUGAAGAUCCUGUUUUCGAUCCACAAAAUACCAAAGCUGGUAUCCGACAUGGAGGCAAGGCUAGAAAAGGUGAUGGAAAUGAUAUCGUCCCGUCACCUAAGAAACUGUUUAAUCUUGGUCAACAGAUUAGGAAGCUGAAUCAUAUGAUUAAUGAAGUAUCUCCAUCUAAUGAUCAACCAGCAUCUAUUAGAAAUGAGUCAAGAAAAAAGAAAAAUAAACUGGCAUCAAGAGCUUGUAGAUUGAAGAAAAAGGCACAACAUGAGGCAAAUAAAGUGAAAUUAUAUGGCCUGGAGAAAGAGCAUAGUCAAUUGUUACAAGUUAUUACCACCAUCAGAAGUUCAGUUAUUAAACGAGCCAGACAAAUGCAGGAACUGAAAGAUACAGACCAUGACAAACUUAUUAAUAAGUUGGAUGAAUUAAUCGCCAAAAAUUUAACUUUGAAGAUAGCUGGAAAUGCUGCCGAAUUUGUGAAUAGUGUGAUAAAAGCAGUUGAAAAUGGUGACGUGACAGGAGGAAUUGUGAUUGAGAAGAAAAAGAAUUCAAAAACAUAAACUGUUACCUUACAGAUAAAAAAAUCCUGAAUCUCAAACUCUCAGUAUUAUUUACAAUUAUUUAAGCCAGUAACAGUGAUGUGCAGAUAAUACAGUCAAAUUGUAGCUAACUUAAAGCUUAUAAUUCUAGGUUCAAGUCUCAAAAUUAGUUGAUACCUUAAUUUGGAUUGAUUAUUAAUAAAAAAAACCCAAAAAAAACUGUUUGCGCAUGCUCAAGAAGUGAUAAUGUGAAGUGGAAAUAUGUUUCAAAAUAUUUUUUCAUUGACAUCAUAUAUCCUUACAAUCGAUUGUCAGAAAUCCGAAGAUUGUCUGCGAAAGGUGGUGGGAAUUUUAUGCCAUUUGUCUUUCAGUGAAUGAGCGUUGUGAAGCUACUGUGCAAGGAUUGCCUUAGCAAUUUGUGUCCUUUUCAUACACAAUCAUAAAUCAUUAUUAUGGAUUAUUAUAAUAUACAUUACCAAUAAGUUUUAAAGACUUCCAUCUGUUUUGUUAAGUGUUAAGAUCAUGUUAAUUGUAGUUAAAUCAUUAUGUAGAUAGAAUGAACUGUUAUUUUUAUUAUUAUUCCUUGGUUAUGUUAUAUUUUAUUAUACGUUAAUAUUUUUAACCCACAGUGGUGCAAUAACUAAAUCGGUUUUUUGAAAAUAUGUUGAAUUAACAUGAUUUGAUUCAUUUUAUGUGUUGAAAUAUAAAAUAAAAAGGCGACUUAACAAAUUAAAGCCACUUAUUGUCAUUUGCAUUUUUUGAACACUUUUAAAAUAAAAAUUUAAAGAGAGGUCUAUCAAAAGAUUUUACUUAGCACUGGCUUUUUUCAUAUCAUCUGUAGAGAAUGACAAAAAGUAGCAACUUAUGUAUAUUGUGUAUAGCAAGAGAUUAAUAUCCCUCAAAUGACAAUCAAUGGCUUUAAGAUUUAGUAAAAUAAUCCAGAGAAAAAACUGUAAGUCUGUUACAAUGCUAUUGUGAGAAAGACAGCAUUUCCGUAUGAAACAGUGUAUUGCAUCAUUGUUAGAAUAUUGAAUUAAUGUUAGCAUGUAGACUAGUAUAUAUAAACAGAUUGUAAGCUUGUUGUUAUUAUAAAAUGGUCAUGUCACUAUCUACAUUACACAGACAAGUGACUCACUUUAUUAAUUAUCUAUGUAAUAUAAAACAUGAACACUUUUACCUAACUACUCAAAUGGAUGCAAAAAAAAAAAAAAAAAUGGAAAAA
This is a messenger RNA of Patella vulgata (common limpet), 3345 nucleotides long. RefSeq names its product CREB3 regulatory factor. Bases 153 to 2144 code for a protein of 663 amino acids. Gene Ontology annotation, biological process: regulation of transcription by RNA polymerase II; response to unfolded protein. NCBI's taxonomy places the organism in Eukaryota, Metazoa, Mollusca, Gastropoda, Patellidae. Gene Ontology annotation, cellular component: nucleus. Gene Ontology annotation, molecular function: RNA polymerase II transcription regulatory region sequence-specific DNA binding; DNA-binding transcription factor activity, RNA polymerase II-specific. The transcript is spliced from 7 exons. The record is from RefSeq and is a predicted model, not a curated record.